Amphibalanus amphitrite is the source of this 6037-nucleotide messenger RNA. RefSeq names its product immunoglobulin-binding protein 1b-like. Gene Ontology annotation, cellular component: cytosol. Lineage: Eukaryota; Metazoa; Arthropoda; Thecostraca; Balanomorpha; Balanidae. Gene Ontology annotation, molecular function: protein phosphatase 2A binding. Gene Ontology annotation, biological process: regulation of signal transduction; regulation of dephosphorylation. The record is from RefSeq and is a predicted model, not a curated record. The transcript has 8 exons. The coding region runs from base 229 to 1302 and encodes 357 amino acids.
GGCGCAUGUUGAAUUGACGAGCGAGCUUUGCGUUUUGCGUGGCACGUUGCAUGUGGGAUAGUUUCUUAAAAAUCGUAAACUAUUUGCUUAGGUAUUUAGUAGGUAUUUUGUUCUUUGCUGAAUGCUAGAGAACGGAAAUCCUAAGUGCUAAAUUGGUCAGACAAUCCAUUCAAGGUGAUUCUGCUACGCAAAGGACGCAAAGGAUAAUCGUGAAAAUAAACGGCAGUGAUGUCUGGCUCGGACGACGGCCAGGACGCGGAGAGCACGCUGUCUCAGCGGCUGGACCGGUGCCUGCAGCUGGUACAGGAGGUGCGCGACGCCUCGGUGCCCUCCUCCGACCCGGAGCUGCAGAGUACGGUACGCUCGGCGAUCUCGGGCCUGGAGUCGCUCACGCGCCGGGUUUCGUCUGCCGGGCUGUUCUCCAGUAACGAGUCUGUUGAGGAGCUGCCGACCGGCUCCCUGCGCUUCCUGCUGCUGCCGGCCCUGCUGGGAGAGCUCACCUGCCGGCUGGCGCACGAGGACAGGAUGGAGCUGAUCGGUAUAGCGGAGGUGUACUACCGGGACUUUCUACAGCGGUGCCGCGACUACGGUAUAACCGAGGCCGAGAUCCCGGCUCCCCGGUCCCGAGGGGAGGAGCCCGACCCCCCGGCGGCGCGGCACCCGGCGCAGCAGCCGCGCGCGCCCACUAUGAGGGAUCUGGCCACCAUGUCCAAACAGCGGGAGGAGCGACUGAGGAGGUACCGCGAGCAGAAGGAGCUGGAGAAACAGCUGACCGAACUGCAGGAGGCGAUGCGCCGCCCCAGUCCGGACGACGAGACGAUACGCACAUACUAUCUGACGCUGCUGCGCCAGGCCGUCGGUAAGGCGCUGUCCGAACUGCAGAGCCUCGAGCUCGAGAAGCCCAUCCUGGAGCACAUGCAGCACCUCAAGACCAGGGGCGGCGCGGCGGCGGCCGAGUCGCUCCGUUCGCCGGCGUCUGCGCCGCCGCUGCGGCCGGUGGUGAUCACCCGCACUAAGCUGGAGGCGGAGGUGUUUGGCGCCGGCUACAGCAGCCUGCCCACAAUGUCCGUGGAGGAGUUCUACGAACAGAGAGUCAGGGACGGAGUGUUCCCCGGUGGCUGUCAGCAGGCGUCCAACCCCGCCCCUCCGGCCGGCCAGCCGGCCACCGCAGAUGACAAGGACGGGGAACGGGACCGUCUGGAGGAGACGGAUGACGCGGCCACCCUGACGCGCGCCCGUCAGUUCGACGAGUACAAGGACACUCACAAACGGGGCGAGGGGAACCGCCACAACAGGAGCUAGGACCGGCCACGCGGCACCGACGGACUAUGUUUUCUAAUGGCGCCGCAGGGAGCUACGCGGUGCGACGGAGCGCCACCUAUAUGUGACGGAUAUAGGUGGCGCUGGCACCCUGCCAUCUAGUGAAGACGCGAUGAACUAUUUCCUGGUGGGGGAACCGGUAUGCAGAGGCGGCUUUCUGUUAUUUGCGAGGACCCGUGUCAGGUGCUGCCAUCCCGCAGUGCUCAGGUGCAGCUGAACUGUGUGAGCGGCCGCCGGACCGCGAAUAACGCGGCCGGCGUCGCGCUGCUGCCAUCUAUUGAAGGUUGUGCCAAACUCUAGUUCGCCGGUCGCCGCAACGACAGGUGGGUCACGCCAUUCGCCAUUCAGUGCAGGAGUGGGGUGAGCCGAGUGUUUCUGUGGGUGGUAGGGUCAGGCGCCGUCCUGCAGGGGCAAGAUCAACACGUGAAUCUUCUACCAUGGUACAACCACUCCGCCAGACAGGCGUCUAGAGAGCCGUCGAUAAAUUAAACCGUACUGUCAGCAUAAUCAGAGUGGCCUUGAAUUCUUCACCAGGCUGGGUUAUUACACUUUGGGUCCCCGACUACCAUACAGCGUCUGACAAUUUGGAGCGUUCAUCUGACGCUCAAAAGACGCCGAAUCCUCCAGUCAGCUCAGUUGGUGCUAUGACGUCACAAUCAUUGUCCUUGAAGAGCAAUCACUUCUUUUGCAGAGCAGGAAGCGGAAAUGUGUCUGGUGAAGCCCGCUAGGAAUCUUGGGUUACACGGAAGGUACUAUUCUUGUCUUCGCUUUGGAUUGUCGAAUCAGCUUGAACGGUUUUAGGCGAAGUAACGUUGGCGAUAAAUGUGGUGGGUGGGACGUUUAUCGAUGUUGCUUAUCGUGCAAAUAGUCCCCGUUGUCUCUUUUGCGAAUGUUAUGCAUGAUAGCCUGGGUCUAAACGGUGUAACUGGUGUUAGCACUUCCUUGUGCUAAAACAUUCAUUUGUCUAUGUUAAUCGCUGUAAUUGAGCAUUGACAAAUUUGCUCACUACACACAGGUCUUCUCUCCUUAUGUAUGCAUCCAUCUUCGGUCAUGUCUCUCUCUCGAUUUUUCUAUAUUAAUUUGUCUCAGUAGAUAGCCCCAAAUUCGACAUGCUUGUACGCCACCAACGCAUCACCGCAUGUGAAUUUCCACUGAGUAGCUGAGCGAGACAGUUCUCUCAUUUUCCAACGACUUAUCGUCAUUGACAAAGAGCUGGAUGAUUUUCGGCGAGCGUUCUCGCAGCUUUGCAGUAUCAAUAUUCCGGUACUUUUCUAUUGAUUCUUCUUGUAUAUCAAUAUUUUUAAUAAUUGCAUCGAUAUAUAAAGUCGUCUACUUCCAUGCUCUUCUUGAUGCCUACACAGGCUGAGGUUAAAUAUUUGGCAAAAGUGGUGACAAUUAAGCUGCGUUACAUGAUACGCUGAAGGACGAAUCAUUUUGCCGUCUGGGUUUCAGCGAUCGCAGCCUUAUCGUCAAACCCAAAAGAGGUGAAUGUAUCCUACCUGCUUGAAAAGCGUUUGGAAACAUUCGUCACCGUUUUGGUGCCGCACCUGGGCGUGUUAUCCCCCAUUUCCACCGUGACGCAGAGUAGGACUGCUAGGGCCGCAUUGUUCACAUUCCGGUACAUUGCUGUAUAGGUAGGUACCGUGUGUGCGGUACUCCCGAGUGGGUACCGUACUACAUAUAACUGUGUCCGCUGCAGGGGCGGGUACUGCGAACGAUGUACCCCGGCAUGGCAGGGGGGCACAGCCAUGGUGUGCUGUGAUUGGACACAAUCGCCGAGUUGGGGCUAGAUUGGUGGCGUUUGUUUGUUGGAUGAUGAACAUUUCCCAGUGCGUCGAAAGAAGCAUAAAAUUACUCUUUGAUCUUUUUGAGGUGAUAUGCAUUCAUCUAGUGCUCUUUUACUGACAUCAUUUAUUGGUAUAAAAAAUGAGCUUUUGCGAUUUGUUUUUUGGUCUUGCCACACCGAACUAUAUCAUUAUGCUUUUGAUAUGAAAUGAUUUUCAUCUGCCCAGAAUGAAGCUUUGACCUCUAUCGAGACCACAGUGUCGUCAGUCGGUGUUGAACACUGUGUGCCCUUGUCCCAGAUCUGAGUUGUGUGAGGGCCGUCCCACUGCUGGCUUUUGCUGAGGGCUGUCCCACUACUGGGUUUUGCUGAGGGCUGUCCCACUACUGGCUUUUGCUGCACCGUACCGGAGUACCGAUGCGGAGCAUCUAUUGUACCGCGUAUAUCGUGGAAAACACUGUAAAGCGUACCGCGUACCGUGGAAGGCACAGCGGCCCUGUCCCGCGUACUGUUUGGUACGUAACGUACGCCCGAGUACGUAACGUGUACCCUACUGCGCAACAUGACGCACUUGUGCAUACUGUACCGCGUACCGUGGCCAAACAGGGCAGUUCGUACCGCGUACCGUGGGCCAAACAAGGCAGUUCGUACCGCGUACCGUGGGCCAAACAAGGUAGCUUGUACCGCGCAUGUAUGGCGGCAAGGAACUUACUUCGUACCACGAAGCGUGGCUUAUCUGACGUGUGUCGUACCGUGUACUGGAGCUCACAGCGUCGUGGUGUAUCGGCACAUGUGCUGUAAAGUAACACACACACACACACGUGGUGUACAGCUACCCGCACACGUGCUGUGAAGUACAUAGCACACACACACAUGGUGUACAGCUACACGCAUGCGGUGUGCAGCUACAGGCAUAGGUCGUGCAAGAUUACACACAUGUGUGGUGUGCAGUUACACACACAUGUGAUGUACAGUUACACGCACAUGUGGUGUAAAGUCACUCACACGUGGUGUACAGCUACACGCACAAUGCACAUGUGGUGUGCAGCUACACGCUUGGCUGGUGUACCACCGUGUGACACAUGGUUUCUGUGUGCGCUACAGCUGCCCCGGCUACAGCGCUAAGCCUGGGAGGGCGAUUUCAGUGGGGACCUUGUCCCCAGUAUGUGACGCCCGGCUACAGCGCUAAGCCUGGGAGGGCGAUUUCAGUAGGGACCUUGUCCCCAGUAUAUGACCCCCGGCUGCAGCGCUAAGCCUGGGAGGGCGAUUUCAGUAGGGACCUUGUCCCCAGUAUGUGACCGGGCCGGCUACAGCGCUGAGCCUGGGAGGGCGAUUUCAGUAGGGAUCUUGUCCCCGGUAUGUGACCCCCGGCUGCAGCGCUAAGCCUGGGAGGGCGAUUUCAGUAGGGACCCUGUCCCCAGUAUGUGACCCCCACCCUGCACCAUUGACGUACAGCCUGCGGAAACGGAAUCACCCCAACACCCCAAGUGGCUGCUCUGGACUUACACCCAACACCUUUCCCUGAUGUAUGAUGUCCGAUUUAUGCACUAAACCGCACACAUGAACUUGUGGCAAGAUGGUCAUGCUGGUGAGAUUUACCAUUUUCGCGCUCUCUUCAUAGACUGUUUACCAUCCCACUGCCGUUUCCCUACUUAAUUAUACAACUGGGUUCAUCAUCCACCCUUAAUGAACGUCGCCGGCUGGUGCGAACCUUGAGCAACCGCUGGUUCAACACCCCACAUAUGGAACCCCGCGUGACUCGCAAUGUCAUAAACGCCAAUAGCGAGACCCAAACUGGCCUCUGACUAAUGUCACUGUCCCAGUGAUUGCUGGCGUUUGGAGAGGAGAGAGAACAAGGACUUAAUUUGUUUUCCAGUGUAUUGCUAUAUUUUCGCGCUGCUGUAAUGUAAACGUUUGGUGAUGGACUUUUUGAAGGUAUCGGGUUCCUGUGAAUAUUUCUAUGCCGUUGUACACGUGCGAAGUUAAUUGUAUUGACUUGGUGUCAAGUAAGUUUGUAAUUAAGUUGAUGUAAGUGCUAGUUGUUCCGAUUCGUUGUUGUUUGCCAUUGCGUGCUGAAAGAGGUGAAGUUAUGAUUGAAAGGCAGAAUGUUUGCGCAAUGCACAUUGACCCAUGACGUGUUGUGUGUAAUGUGGGUAUGUUUUCUUUUGUUUUGAAAUCAAAACGUCUGCGUAUUCAACCUCGCUUUCGGACAAAUAUUUUCAAGCGCUUGGUUUUAAUAAAUAUUUCAUGCACUUCAUGUCCAUGUCACGGCUACGAACUUUGCAGUGCUGCUUCAGUAGCCUUUCUGCCAUGCUGUCGCAAAAUCGGUCGCUUUUUCAGAUGUCGGUAUUAUAGCCUGUACCUGCCGUCUCACCAUUUUGCAUUGUGUCAUUCCUCGUGUGCCAGCCGCUAGAACAGCAAUCCCCCACUGAUCAAACAGUUUGGCGCGUCGUCACACUUCUGCCAUGGCUGCUGUGUGAAUGAUAAAUGUGUGUACCAUGGUGUCAAGUGGGAUAUGAUUUUCCCUCGGCAUAUGUUGAGUGCGUAUGGUGUAUGAAGCUUGUUGCCAUACGCAGAGUUGAACGGUGCGGUUGUAAGCUGUGAUGAUUUGCAUGAUUGUAUUUUGUGAUGCUUUUUACGGAUGUAUGUUAUGAUUGUAUGCUGUGAUGCGUGGCACGAGUGUAGGUAUAUGUUACGACACUGUGAGGUUAGUGCCAUGCUGCGUGUAAGCUAAGCAUUGAGCUGUGACCUAUGACAAUGACGACCGCCUCUGUCUCUCCAUGUGUCAGUGCGUUGUCUGUAUGGCCGGCCCUGUUGCACACAUCAGUGCACUAUUCCCGCCCCUUCUGUUGACUAGUGCGCGUUUUGGCUGUCUCCGCUCUCCCCUGUUCGUAUGUGCUGGCUCAGCUGCCCAAAUACAUAUACCGCCUCCAA